AUGGUUGAGGAGAAAGAAAAAGCUCAAGAAGCACCACCGCCAUAUUGUCCACAACGUCCACCGCCACCAUAUAAAUCUAACGAAAUCAAAAUAAGUUCCCAGUGCCGGAUUGCACCUCCUGUAUCUACACCAUUCUCCAUUGAGAAUUCAGCUUCUACGGCGGUCGGGUCAACAACAGCUACUAUUCAUCCCAUGUCGUUGUCUCCACCAGUUAUUGUGGUUACUGGUACAGAUGGUGUUAAUCCAUCUUGUGGUGUUCAAAUAAGUGCUGCUGCGUCAAGUGCUAUCAAAAAAGCAGAUACAGCUGAGCCUUACGAAGAAUUUUGUCCCAAAUGUCAGUGUCGAGUGCGAACACGACAAAAAUUUGUUACGGGUCGACUAACAUGGCUUCUAGUGAUAAUUAUUUUAAUAGUCUUCUUUCCGCUAUCAUUCGUGCCAUUUCUCGUGGAUUCAUGUAAAGAUGUACAUCAUUAUUGUCCAAAAUGCAAUGUGUUAUUAUCAAUCAAAAAUCGAUUCUUUUUUUAA
Dracunculus medinensis (Guinea worm) is the source of this 525-nucleotide messenger RNA. NCBI's taxonomy places the organism in Eukaryota, Metazoa, Nematoda, Chromadorea, Rhabditida, Dracunculidae. The record is from the annotation of a GenBank genome assembly.